AUGGAACCCCUCCCUCUCUUCUUCGGGGACGGCACGGACGCGGCGCUCUUGUCCUCCCUCUGGUCCUUGCAGGACGAUCUGCAGCAGCCCCAGGAGGUAAACCACACAACCAACCUCCCAAUCCAAUCGCUCCUCUUCUCUUCUGCAAAGAACCGCCUGCGUCUUCCUGCUAGUACUUCGAUUCUACUACUCCUCAAGAGAGAGAGAGACUAAGAAAAAAAAAAACUUUGAUUCUACAAGUGUUCUUGCUGCUGCAUUCCUUGGCCAUGGCAGCAAUGGCUGGCCAGCUCCACCAAUUUGCCGUGUCUGCUGUUCGGAGGCUUGCAGAGGAUCUAUGUCUGCGUGUCCGUAGUCAAGGGGGUUAGGCAGGCAGUGGAAGAGAGGGCUCCUUUUGGGGCUCGAGACGUCUUGACACUUGCUAAAACGUAGUGGAAUUCCUCUCCUCCUCCCUCCCUAAUCUCUCUCUCUCUCUCACUCAAGGUCUUGCAUGUUCGGCUGAUCCUCGUGGAAAAUUAACUUUUGAUUAUACGUCUCUAGUUUCUUUAAACUUCUCCUCGUUUGGUUUACUUCACAGCGUGGUUUGGUCUAGUUUGGUUCACAUUUCCCUUCAACGAAAAAGUUUGGCACUGUAGUGAGAUGCUGUUCAAUGAUGGUGUUGUUUUGCCUUGGUCCCUGUGAGAGCGUGGCGGAGCUGAAACAGAGCCUGCUGGCGACGACGCUGCAGCUGGAGGCGGCCAAGGAGGAGCUCAAGAAGAAGGAGCAGAGCAUCGCCAAGCUCGCCGACCUCGUCCGCCAGGUGGCCAAGGAGCGCGACGACGCGCGCGACCAGCUGCAGCACCACCUCCUCGCCGCCACCCCUGCUGCGCCGGCCCCCGCGCCGGCGCCUCUCGUCACGUCCAGCGUCACCGACUCCGACUGCAGCCUCGUGUCAUCCCCCGUCGACCCCUUCUUCGACCCCGUCACCUCCGCCGACAAGCGCUGCAACCUCAGCCCGACCACGCCGCCGCCUCCUCCCGCCAGGCAGUGCCAACCCGGCGCCGGCGCCGACGCCGUGAUCGACAUGCUCGCCAGCAAGAGGCCUCUGCCGCAAAAGGGGAGGCUUUUGGCCGCCGUCAUGGAGGCUGGGCCCCUGCUGCAGAACCUGCUCGUGGCCGGGCAGCUCCCGCGGUGGCGCAACCCGCCGACAGUGCACCCCCCGGACAUGUUGCCCCUCGGCGCCCGCGCCGGAUACGUCGGCGGGCCCCUGGCUGGUGGCGCCCACGUGGCAGAGGCCUCGCUGGGCUACGGCGGCGGCAACGCCUGCAUGAAGCGGCCGAUGGCCAUGGUGCCCCUGACGCCCAUGGCCGCGGCCAACUGCUCGCCGGGCUUCAUAGCCAAGCGGCAUAGGCUGCACUGACAGCCGCGACGCGCUCCGAUAGUCCGAUCCGACCGCGCGGUUGUUGUCCGCCUGAUCACUGACAGGUGGGGUGGUUGGGCCCACCUGUCAGCGGCAAGGGAUUCACCAUUCUCCAUUGAUGAGUGAAACAUUUCAUGUCAUGGUGGUUAAUCAGCUGCUAACUGCAUAGUACUGUUGUUAUGAGAGUGAUAGAACUUACUAGAAGUAUAAAUAGGGUGAUGAUCAGGUGCUUAUGAUAAUGUGAUGUUAAUAGCAGGUAGGGCUUCAUAGUUCUUCUGUUUUUCUUUUUUUGGUUUUCCAUUUUUUUGGGCUUGUGAGUGUCUUAGGGUGAGGCUGUUCAUAGUUGACAUGGUGUUAGAGCCAACAUUUCUUGCUUUGUGGUGAGGAUUUUGGUUCAAUUGAUUUCAUCCACAGCCUUCAGUGGAGAGCUUGUUCUUGA
This is a messenger RNA of Phragmites australis (common reed), 1835 nucleotides long. RefSeq lists its product as uncharacterized. The transcript is spliced from 2 exons. The coding region runs from base 647 to 1396 and encodes 249 amino acids. The record is from RefSeq and is a predicted model, not a curated record. Lineage: Eukaryota; Viridiplantae; Streptophyta; Magnoliopsida; Poales; Poaceae.